Tuber aestivum (summer truffle) is the source of this 1659-nucleotide messenger RNA. NCBI's taxonomy places the organism in Eukaryota, Fungi, Ascomycota, Pezizomycetes, Pezizales, Tuberaceae. The record is from the annotation of a GenBank genome assembly.
CUUCUACUACCUAAUAACACCCCCCUUUCCUCUUUUUUUUUUUUACUUUUUACAAAAUGUCCGCACUUUCGGUUUAUAUCGCCGAAUAUCGCCUUGCUGAAAAGCAGAGAGCUGUUGAGAUCCUCCGUGAGCUUGCCAAACUCUUCUGCAAAACCCACGACCAUGAAAUCACUCCCUUGGGCCCCGCCCCGGGUAAUGAGGUUAGGGGAUAUAAAAUGAGCAUCGGAUGCGGCGAGGCGGGCAUUGGAUGGCAGGUGGAAAUGUGGAGGGACAGUAGUUGGAAGAAAAUAGUUCGCUGCAAGAAGGUUUCUCACCCCGUCGGUAAGUAAGCCUUAUGUGUGCUAUUCUGCUAUGACAUGCGGUGACUGAUCUGAGAAUUUUUUUUAAAUUUUUUCUCUAGAACCUGGGAGCACGAGAUUUCAUAUACUCCUUCUACCCGUGGGGGUCUGGCAAGGUGCUGUUUGCGAUGACAUCCUGGAACUCCAUAGGAGUGGACGGCUCGAGGAGGAGUGGUGGGAUUAUCCAAUUCCUCUAAGUGAGAAUCACAAGGAUGCCAUGUAUUUUCAUCCCCCCCCCCAGGCUCGAUUAUUGCUUUUUAUUUUUCUGAUUGUUGGGGAAUGGAAAAGUGACUACUACAAUGAGCCGGCUACCAACGACGAUCCGGAAAACGAGAUCAGAGCUAUUAAAGCUGGAUAUAAAGGACACGGGCCGACCAAGGUUGUUUACUGCCCUGGCUCCUAUAGUGUGGCUUCAAUCAUGAACGCCCGUAAGCAUGAGGCAGACAACCGGGGAUGGGAUGAGGGCAGCAGUGAGGGUGAAGAUGAGAGCGAGGACAGUGAAGAGGGAGGAUAGAGCGAGGGCGAAGAUGAGAGUGAGGGGGAUGGGGAGGACACGGAGGAUGAUUUGAAUUCGGAUACCGACAUCGAUACUGUUGUGGACGGGGAAGUAAACCAUCCAAAAAGGGAGGUCAAGCCUUCUAGCUAUGGGGAAUCUGAAGGAUCAGGUACCUAACCAAUCCAUACCUCUGCUUUCAUCUUGACCACGGAAUAACACACCAUCUGCUCUAGCUCCCCCUUACUCGCUGCGUAUUCCAAACGCACCGCUGACGGUUUCUGUUUCGCGAUAGAACUCGGCAUUUAGUUGAUCUUUGUAUCUUUUCUUUUCUUUUUUUUUUCUUUUCCCCUAAUUGUUGCUUGCCUCUCUACUGUUACCCGAUUCAGAACCGUUCAAAUUUGUACCCUAAACUGUUUCAGUAUGUACCCGGGAUCGGCUUCCAUUCUGAGGAAGGGGGGGGAAGCAUGUAUAAUGUGAUGUCGAAUCUUUGUUGCUUAUGCUCGACUUGGCUACUAUAACUAAUAAUAUCUCUUACUGUAAUUGCUCUCGUAGCGAGAAGUCUCUACUCUCGAGCGAGGGGGAUAGGGAGCGAUAGAGCAAUAGGAAACAACAGUCCCGAGUCAAUUUUUCAGGUUCUGGAGAGUGAGUAAAGCCAUAGAAAUGGCAUCGGACGAAUUAGUGAUCUAUUGAUUGAUUGCUUGGCCGUCCGGAAGGCCGUUCGCUAUGGACCCCUCACGUGGGUAGGCACUUGCUGAGAAUUAUGCAACGAACGGACGAACUAAUGAAUGGUGCUCUUGUCUCCACACUCCAAAAUUCACUCACUCG